Molecule: messenger RNA, 1263 nt
Organism: Emericellopsis atlantica
Lineage: Eukaryota; Fungi; Ascomycota; Sordariomycetes; Hypocreales; Bionectriaceae
Product: copper homeostasis protein cutC
Exons: 2
Coding region: 175-1020 (281 amino acids)
Molecular function (GO): copper ion binding
Source: RefSeq, a predicted model, not a curated record
GUCACAAUGGCCAGUAAUCCGGUGAGAUGACCAUUCUGCCUGCUGCCUGCCUCCUUGGCUCCUCUUCAACCAUCGUAUUUUUCUUCUAUCCAUGACCUUCAACCUACCUUCAUGACCAUGCAAUGCAUUUGACACCAUAACGCAGCUUCCUCCCCCAACCCUACUUUCAAGGACAUGAUGCUACCAGGCAAGGAGUGCAAGCUCCCCCUCGAGGCCGCCGUCUUCACAGCCCACGCCGCCCUCCGCGCCCAGGACUUUGGCGUCCACCGCGUCGAGCUCAACGCGCCCGGCUCCUAUCCCCACGGCGGCCUCACACCUCCCGUGAGCCAGUACCUCGCCUGCAAGGACGCCCGGAUCGAGGUGCCCGUGCGCAUCAUGAUCCGCCCUCGGGCCGCCCCCGCCGACGGCGGCAUGGAUUUCUUCUACGCGCCCCACGAGGUCGAGCAGAUGGAGCGCAGCAUCGCCGCGUUCAAGGCCGCCGGUCGCAUGGACCCUUAUCGGGGGGACGGCUUCGUCUUUGGCGCCCUGCGACACGCCGGCCCCGACGACACGGCCCUCGACCCCGCUGCCCGCGUCGCCGUCGACAUCGACGUCUGCACCCGUCUCGUCCAGGCCGCCCGGCCCUACGGCUGCUGCUUCCACAGGGCUUUUGACCCCAUCGCCGACUACGAUGACGAGCUGACCCUCAAGGGCAUCAAGGACGUCGCCGCGUGUGGCUUUAAGUGCAUCCUCACCGCCGGCGGCACCUCGGGCCCCUACACCAGCCACCUCCAGAAGCUUGACUACAUGGCCACCAAGAUCACCCAGCGGAGCGAGCUGGGUGACAUUCAGCUCGUCGUCGGUGGCGGCCUGCGCGGCUCCAACGUGGCCGACGCCGUGCAGAAGCUCGGCAUGCACAUCAACGGCCGCGUCUGGACGCACUCGGCCGCCGUCACCGAGCGCCGCGUUAGCGACGACCAUUUUGACGAGAUUGAGCUCAUGGACAUUGUGUCUACGCUCUCCCAGGCGGCCGUGCAUUAGAAGGAUCCGGCCGAGCACUGGCGUAGAGUAUACGGGCCGCGCAAGCACGAGUAUGGGGAUACGCGGGAGUGGCUCGAUGAGUACCACUCGUACGGGACCCGUCUGAAUGAUCUAGGAUGGAAGCCGCGCAAAUAAGGUGUAGCCGUAUAUCUGGGCACAAUCUCCCCUCUACGUACUUUGCAUCGUUGCACAUAGUCUUGGCAGUGCACUUGUUUACGGCAUAAUGCGCAUUACACUGGCAAA